This is a messenger RNA of Loxodonta africana (African savanna elephant), 1811 nucleotides long. RefSeq names its product refilin A (gene RFLNA). Bases 41 to 655 code for a protein of 204 amino acids. Lineage: Eukaryota; Metazoa; Chordata; Mammalia; Proboscidea; Elephantidae. Gene Ontology annotation, molecular function: filamin binding. Gene Ontology annotation, biological process: negative regulation of chondrocyte development; negative regulation of bone mineralization involved in bone maturation; skeletal system morphogenesis. The transcript is spliced from 3 exons. Gene Ontology annotation, cellular component: actin filament bundle. The record is from RefSeq and is a predicted model, not a curated record.
CCCGCCGCCUUCCCGGCCGGAGCGCGCCCCGCGCCCAGACAUGGUGGGCCAACUGCAUCUGCAAGACAUGGACGAGAGUCUCCGGGAGCAGAGCCGCGAGGGCCUGCUGGACAGCCCCGACUCCGGGCUGCCCCCCAGCCCCAGCCCGCCCUUCUACUCCCCGGCGCCCGGCCUCUCCUCGGAGCCGCCUGGAGCUGGCGAGGCCAGAGCGCCCCCCUCCCUCCUCCGAAGUCCGCCGGCACUAGAGACGAGGCCCAGGAUGCUGCCCGUGUUCUUUGGGGAGAGCAUCGAGGUGAACCCCGAACCUACACAUGAGAUCCGCUGCAACUCUGAGGUCAAGUACGCCUCAGAAAAGCACUUCCGGGACAAUGUCUUCUACGCACCUGUGCCCACCGUCACGGCCUACAGCGAGACCAUCAUGGCCGCGCCCAACUGCACGUGGCGGAACUACCGCAGUCAGCUGACCCUGGAGCCGCGCCCGCGCGCCCUGCACUUCGAGAGCACCACCAUCAUCUUCCCCAAGCACGCGCGCAGCUCCUUCCGCACCACCCUGCACUGCAGCCUGGGCCGGCCCAGCCGCAGGUUCGCUGCCAGCGUCCUGCUGGCACAGCGCAGGGCGUCCGGCACCCCCCUGCCCAGCCCCGAGGGGCUCUAGCGGGAAGUGGCCUGGCCCGCAGUGGACAGGGCGGGAGCCCUUGGGAGGGCCGGAGGGCGGGCUCGGCCCAGUGCCCCGUGGGAGGGAGGUGGGGCCGUGGGCUGGACAGUGGGGAGGGAGGCGGCCCCAGGCCCACUAUGCUGCUGUCUGACCCCCCCGUGCGCAGAAAGUAGUUGAAGCAGCUGUUCUGUGAGCACCUUAAGGCCCCGUGGACAUGGCCUCUGGCGAGCUCUGGCUGGAGACAGGCACUGUGGAGGUGGGGGGGCCACCCACCCCCUGCAGUGUGUCUGGGGUGUGCCCAGGAGGCAGAGAGUGGCUGAGGAGGGUGCUGGAAGGAUGGAGUGCCUCCCUUGGUCGCGGAGUUGGCCGCAGUUGGUGUCUCCAGGGCUGGUGACCCUGGUUUGAGGCUGUGUGAGGGAAAGGGUGCUGUCCAGGUGUGCCCCUCAUUCCUGGAGAGGAGAGGGCUGCGUCCACACAGGCCUUUCCAGCACCAGUGUCUGAGGGGUGCGCCCAGGUCGGGAGCAUGGCUGAGCAGCCCCCUGGCCAUUAAGCCUGGGCUCUGAGCCCACGGUGGUGGUGUGGGGGGCGGCGGUGGUGCCCGAGGUCUGUGGUAUGGAUGGACAGGGCUGAGCCCACCUAAAGGGAGGCCUCUGGGCACAGCACCCAGCACUUCACCGUCAGGCUCCCCGCUCCACACGAUGCCUGCAGGGCAGAACUCUGGAGUGUGGUGGCCCUGAGCUCAGCCAUUGGCUCCUCUGGGCCUCCUGUGCUGGGACGUGACAGACUCAGGUCCUUCCUGGAGGUUUUAGGGUCACCCCUGAAGGUGGGAGAAUGUAGAACAGAGGCAUGUGAACAGCAGGGCAGGGGGCUUUGUGCUCCCUGGAACGCAUGCAGGCUCGAGUGGGAGGAGCUGACGGAACCCGCAGAUCCGCAUGGACUCGGGUCGAGCUGUCCCUGCCACUACCCUGGUUGCCCCCGAGACGGAAGGGCUCUGCAUGGCUGUGCUGUGGAGGCAGGGCAGCCUGGUGUUCACGUCCAGAAGAGGCAAGAUGACAGAUGGACCUUACGUUGACUCAGCAGGUGAAUUUCUCUCCACCGAGGUGCUUUGUGAUUUACAAGUAACUUAAGUCAGUUGAUUAUCUUAAUAAAAUGCACA